This is a messenger RNA of Octopus sinensis (East Asian common octopus), 4028 nucleotides long. RefSeq names its product pleckstrin homology domain-containing family G member 2-like. The record is from RefSeq and is a predicted model, not a curated record. Bases 1029 to 3989 code for a protein of 986 amino acids. Lineage: Eukaryota; Metazoa; Mollusca; Cephalopoda; Octopoda; Octopodidae. Gene Ontology annotation, molecular function: guanyl-nucleotide exchange factor activity. The transcript has 15 exons.
UGAUUUUAAUCUUUAUUAUUAUACUGUCAUCCACUUUCUGCUCUCUCCCUCUUAUCCGAGGUGGAGGUAGGAGAAAAAAUAGUGAUGAGAGAUACUAAAUUACCUCUGCCAGAUUAAAUAUCUAACGUUAGAAGAGGCAGGUGUGGAGGACUUCGAGACAGCUGUUGCACCCUGUUUCAUCACCUCCACCACCGGUCCUUUUCUCUCUCUCUCUCUCUACUCAGCCCCUUAUCUCUAUCUGUAUACUUGGACAUUCCGCCGCUAUUUGGUGUCGUCCUCUCAUUUUAAGCGGACAAACUCUCUAAUUAGAAAAGAUGUCAACCACCAAUGUUUCACGUCGCUUUAUUAUUAGCCAGGAUCAUAAAAGGCUUAUUUAUGUUUUCGCUGUUGGAAAGUUCCCUUUCGUGCCUUAGUUUCUUUCUCCUUGUAUGCGAUAAUGUAGCUACCCUCUCUCUUAAAUUGCUUCGCUGCCCCUUUAAAUCAGUACCGCUGGUUUAAACAGUCUUUUCAGAUAUCUUAUAAACGCUCUAUGUAAUUAGGGGUCACUGGACACUUUAAUGAAACACCGACAACAACGAUUGAAUGAACAUUAUAUUUUCUGCUAAUUUCACGACAAUCUUAUUUCUGACUUUUCUACAAAUUAGAACCGACACAUAUAAAGGUAAAAUAAUCUUCACUUCGCUAAUUAACAUUCAUUAACGAAAACAAUGGAAUCAGUAUUUCGUCUGUUGGGGAAUUUAACGAGGAGAAUAAACACAAAUCACUGCUACUACAUUGACUGUGGAUUUAAUAAGGAUUUGACCAGGUCCGUAUUAGUAGAUAUAUCUUAAAGUUUUGAAGGAAUAUAUAUAUAUAUAUAUAUAUAUACAUGUUUGUGUAUAUAUUAGCAAAAGUAACUUUAAUACUUCUCUAAGCCAACUUUAAUAAUAAUAGAACCCGGCAGCGGCAACGACAAUCAAUGUAGAAUCAACUCGAAGUUUGCGCGCAUAUAUUAUAUAUAUAUAUAUAUAUAUAUAUAUAUAUCCACCAUGGAUCAUACAAAUACCGAUCUGGAACCAAUGGAUUCACAACAAUUACAGUCUUUCUUUCGCAAUUCGCUACACUGGGAGGAUUAUUACGGUUCUUCCGUUGAUUUGACACGGGCUUUGUUGUCCAUCUACGACAAGUUUUUAAAUGUCAAUGAAGACGAUGUACAACAGCAAACAGAAACCUGUUGCACUGACAAAGGCGACCCAGAAUCUAUUUGCCCAGAACCUGCAAUGUACCAAAGUGACCAACAGACCAAUCCAUCAUUACUUUCUUCUUCAUCAUCAUCUUCGCCGCCGCCGCCGCCGCCAACGUCUUCUCUUGCUGCUGCAGCUGCUGUUGACGAGCAGCAGAAUGACAAACCUGAUUUCGACCAAACAGAUGCAGCAGCUUCUCACACGACCAACCUGUGCGCCGGUGCCACACUUGACAAUGCUGCCUUGGACAGUCGGAAAAGGCCUUUAAGCAUCAGCUCAAUGUCAUCAGCUUCAUCAUCAUCUCUCCCACGACACAGUCGAUACAAACGCUUAAACAUGACCGACACAGAAAUUGUCGUCAAUGGAAACAACCAGAAUAUUGUUUCCGGUCCCACGAUUGUUGUGGAUAACACUGACAUGGAGUCGGUGGUUAGUUCCGAGGACUUUAUAGACACUGUUUCAGUUACUUCAUCUUUCGAUGGGGCAGUAAGAGGAUUUGAGGAAGAUCGGACGUCAGCUUCUGACCAAUCAGCAAGUUGUCAGAAGUUGACCAUUGACCAGCAUGAAGGUAUUGAAGAGGAAGAGGAUUCUAUGACCUCGAGUAGUUAUUCAUCCCCGAGUCAUGCACAAGAUGACAACAGGUUGAAGUAUCGGUCAAAUGAGAGAGAGAAAAGUUGUUCUCCAGUGCCUACACUCCAUGAACUGACAGACAAUGAAUGUAAACAAUCUCUUCCUGAUGAGGAUGGGGAAGAGGUAACAGAUAUCCAUUCCACUUCUCUGUCUCAUUAUGUUUCUUACACUGAAAGAGUGGUUUCCGAAAUUGUGGAAACAGAACGGACUUAUGUAAAAAGCCUAAAGGAAAUCAAAGAGGGUUACCUUGAAUAUUUGGAUAAAUGUGAUGAUAUGUCAAAGAAUGAACUCAACUCUUUAUUCGGCAACAUUGUAGAAAUUUACACUUUUAGUCAAGAAUUUCUGGAAGAGUUGGAGCAUAGUAAUGGAGAACCCCUGAAAGUUGCUGAAUGUUUUGUGAAGAACAAAGACAAGUUUGUUAUUUAUGGCAAUUACUGCACCAAUUAUCCAUGUGCUGUAGAAACUCUAACGAAUUGCAUGUCUCAUCAAAAUCUGGCCGACAUCUUCAAACAGCGUCAGUUGAUCCUCAAUCAUGUUCUUCCGUUGGGAGCUUAUUUACUGAAACCAGUGCAGCGUGUACUCAAAUACCAUCUUCUUCUUCAGAACAUCUUAAAACAUUACGAUGAAGAAAGAAUCGGUCAUAAUGUUUUGUGCCAGGCGUUGACCCACAUGACCAGCAUGGCACAACACAUUAACGAAAUGAAACGCAAGCACGAACAUGCAGUGCAUGUCCAAGAAAUUCAAAGUCAAUUGUUGGAAUAUGAUGGAGCUGAUCUCACCACAUUAGGGGACCUUGUUUUAGAGGGAUCCUUUCGGCUCUGUGGGACCAAAACGUAUCGACAUGUGUUUUUGUUUGAGAAAGCUGUACUUAUUGCCAAGAAAAAAGAAGAGGGGAUGCUGAGUUGUAAGACCUUUAUUGAAUGUGCUAAUCUGAUGUUGAUUGAAAGUAUUCCAAAGGAACCUCUUAGUUUUCAAGUUAUCCCAUUUGAUAAUCCCAAGUCAAUGCAUACUUUACAGGCAAGGAACAUUGACCAGAAAGUAAAAUGGUGCAAGGAGAUUAAACACUUAAUCUUGGAGAGUUACAAAGGCAAGAUUCCAGAGAAAGUUCGUCAUCUUGUGAUGGAAUUAGGUCGAAGCAAAGAUGAACAAUGUGAGAAGCUUGAAUGUUUGAACACUUUCCAGCUCUUUGAUGUUGCCAACAAUGAGAAUGUUGAUCCUGGUAAACGUCAUGCUAUCAGUGGACCAGACUACCUUGAGAAACGUGGCCGGGUAAGGCGGAAAUCCAGCAAUCUGAUUCCAGAUUUUACCUUACUUAAACCUCAGCGCCUUCGAAAAGGUUAUCGAAGAUCGGAUCCUGGCUUUCUCCGUUUAAUAUUUCCUAGUGACAACAAACAAUGGAAUGAUACGGAAGGCACCGAAUCUGAGGAUGACAAGACUGGUACACUGAUCAACCGCAGAAGAGGCCAGACAAAUGUUACACCAACUGUUGAUCCUGAUUCUGUUUUUGAUGACAAAUAUGCUAGUAAUAAUUCUCUUCCAAGAAAGGACAGUGACACCUACAAGCGUGCAAUGAGUUUUCGAAUUGCUAACAUAGAAAACCCCAUUAAUAUCCCUGACCCACCAAAAGGUGAACUUGCAGAAAAUACUGAAUUACUCAGCAGUGUACAAAGUACACCAGCUCGGCUGCACAGCCAGUCAAGCGUUACAUCUGAACAACCAUCCGAAGAUGGGGAAACGGAGUUGAAUACCAAAUAUUCCAGCAUGCCCUCACUGUCUGAGAGAAGGCACAGACUGUUACACGGCUCAGAUGCAUCCUCUGUUCAGUCCCUUGUACAAACUUGUCAACAAACUCAGGGUAAAUGUGAUAAAGGUCCAUCAACCUCUGCUAAAGCUGCUACAAAUCAAGCAAACAAAUUAAGAAAUCUUUCAAGAAUGUUCUUCCUCUUUUACGCCAAGCUAAGAGGUCUGGACUUUUGCCUAAUAUUCCAUUCAAACAAGUGCAAGAAACUGGAGGUAAAACUCGUCGCUCUUCAGAUCCUCCCAAAUCGCAAGCAGAUCCUUGGAUCAAAAAGUCAAUACAGCCCAGCUGCAGUCAAAUUGAGGUUUCUACUUAUUCCAAUCGAAGAUCUCAACUAGAAAGCCCAAAUUAUAAGAAUCUAUCUCGAGAGAGCUUGG